Messenger RNA from Trichobilharzia szidati, 315 nucleotides. The record is from the annotation of a GenBank genome assembly. NCBI's taxonomy places the organism in Eukaryota, Metazoa, Platyhelminthes, Trematoda, Strigeidida, Schistosomatidae.
AUGGCUGUUAGUCUUAUGGGCUAUUCUGUUUCUAAUGUAGUUUUUCUUAAGGGGGUUAUGGCAUUACCGGUUUUAACACGAAAUGAUAGUGGAACAAAGAAGUACAACAGAAUGCCUUUUAUGCCGUCAAAUGUAUCUGAUACUUCAACAGCUGUUUUAUCUACAAUACCUCCUUUAGAAUUGACUGACACUGAUGAUUUACUUCAAAAAGCCCUUAACACAUUUCAGUCUACUAAACCAGAUGCUGUAAAUGAUGUACAAUUAUUCGCUUGUCGUAAAUGUGUUGGCAAUGUUCUGGUUGUAUGAAUUUAUCAA